Molecule: messenger RNA, 2391 nt
Organism: Olea europaea var. sylvestris
Lineage: Eukaryota; Viridiplantae; Streptophyta; Magnoliopsida; Lamiales; Oleaceae
Product: transcription termination factor MTEF18, mitochondrial
Exons: 1
Coding region: 223-1977 (584 amino acids)
Biological process (GO): regulation of DNA-templated transcription; chloroplast organization
Cellular component (GO): chloroplast
Molecular function (GO): double-stranded DNA binding
Source: RefSeq, a predicted model, not a curated record
ACCUGCUCUAAACGUGCAGAAAUCUUGGUUCCAACUGCUGGAUUUUUCCUCCCCCUCCAAGUGUAUUCUGUCAGCCUGAAAACGAGUUCACUCAGGCUGCCGGCAAUACGAACUCACCGGGAAAACCCAUGACUCCUCUUAAUCUGCCCAAAACCCACUUCAUAUUCAGCUUUCAAUAAGCCAAGUUAAAUAUUGAAAAGUCAGUAGAGCCGUAAACUCACCAUGCCCCUCCGACUUACUUCCACCACUAUCGCCACUACAUCCGCCGUAUCUUCCCUCUUCAUCACGGUCAACCACCACUUCUUCUCCACCAUCGCCGCCGGAACUACCAAUUUGUCAAAACUCCCCAAACCCUUCUCAAGAAUCCCCUGGAAGCACAGGCUCCAAGUCAUAAAGGAAGCCCAGAAGCAACUGGCGGACUACCUCCACGCCACCCGCUCGAUACCCUUUCCUUAUGCUGACCACAUUGCCAACAACUGCCCUCAUUCCCUCUCCAGUGUCGUCGCCGAGGUUCCUUUCUCUCCCUCCACCUUCCCCAAGUCCUUCCAACGCUUUCUCAGGUACCACCCCAUUAACGAAGUCGACUUUUUCUUCGAAAGCAUUGGCUUAAAUUCUACUAAGAAAAACGAAGUUCCUAGAUCCCCUUUACCCGUUAAUACCUUAUUUUUGUCUGAUUGGCGGCAAUUCAAUGCUGCUUGUGCUCUUGCGGGGUUUGGAUUCCCUUGGGUUAAGUUGGGCUUACUAUAUAAGGAGGAUUGCUUGAUUUUUGACAUUGAGCCCCUGUGGUUGAAUAGGAGGUUAAGUGGGAUGAAGGAUAACUAUGGUUUUAGUAGUGUUGAUGUCAUUGGGAUAUGCUUGGCUUUUCCUCGUGUUUUGUAUGGUGAUAUAUGUGGGUUGCUUGACGAUUUGAAAAUCAUUUUUGUUGAUUAUGGCUUGGCAAGUUGUGUGGAGGGCGAUGUGGAUGCUAUGUUUGAGGUUUGUAGGAAAAUUCGGGUCUUUUAUGACUUGGGUUGUGAGAUGGGGAAGGUUGGUGAGUUGAUGGGAAUAAAUAAAAGCAUUUUUGUUGAGUAUCCAGAAGAGGUUUUGGUUGCGAAGAUUGAGUAUUUUUGCAGACUGGACGUUAGGAAGGAUGACAUUGGUUUGUUGCUUCUUUCGAGGCCAGAAGUUUUUAGUUUUGAUUUGGAAGAACGGGUGAUUUCAGUUUCUGGAUUUAUGAAACAUUUCGGAUUGAAAGCAACUGAACUGGAAUCUCUUGAAAAGAAAUACCCUCACGUUUUUGGUAGGAACAAAAUAGCUAAUCUGCCUCAUGUCAUGAGGUCGAUGGAUCUCGGACAGUGGUUCUUUGAGAGGAUGAGCAGUGGAGAUCACUCUUUGUUGCGUACUUAUUCUAUUGGAAGUCCAGAUGAGGACUUGGAUAAGGACUACACAGACAACUUAAUGAAAAUUCAGGCUACAAGAACACACUUCCAUACUUUUGGAAAGUUGAGUUUCUUACAUGGCAUAGGGUUUGGAGAGAAUAAGUUUACAGUAAAAGCCUUAUCUAAACUGAACAGCAGUAGCAGCCAACUACAACAACGUUUUGAUUUCCUGCUACACUAUGGAAUUGAAUUCUCUAAAGUCUGUGGAAUGUUAAGGUUGUCAGCAAAGAUUCUGAACCAGCAAGAACGGUUUCUUGAAGAAAAACUUGACUUCCUUUGCCAUGAUAUAGGAUCCUCUCUACAGUACCUUGAUGUUUUUCCAGGAUAUUUAUGUUAUCAUUUAGAGAGACGAAUUAAACCAAGAUACAAUUUCCAUAAGUGGCUCGUGGAGCAGGGGUUGUGUAAGAAAGAAUACUCCAUCUCUAGCAUAAUAGCAACUAGUGAGAAACAAUUCAUUGCUCGCCUUUCUCGCAUCCAUCCAGCUGCCUCGAAGAUGUGGUUAGAGAGUUCCCUAAACAAAGAUGGUGGUGCUAGUUUUGAGGAGCUGUCAGUAUCUUGAACUAAUUAUUUCUUGACUACCGAUCAAUGACUCUGUGCAGCAAGUUCACUGACUUGUAGAUACUUCUUGGUGCUUGACUCACCACUGAAACCUUGGUACCUCAAGGAGUAGCCUUGGUAUAUAGUCGGGAUAUUGAUUGGAUGGUAACCUUCGAUUUGUGUACAUAUGUAAUGUAGGAGCAGGGAAGAAGUUUUUCUUUGGUUUGGCACAUGAAGUUGGCCAACCAUAUUGUGUUAGGAUUUAUACCAGGAUUGGCUGCAGUCUCAUUCACUGGUUCUUUAGUCGUAUGAUCUUAAUCCUUCUCUCUAGAUGGGGGUCUAGCUUAUUGAGCGCAUUUUCUUUGCAGCUUUGAAUAUAAUGUGAGAAUGAAUCACAAGGAAGUAUGCUUUAUGUGUAUAUUUUUACACUUUCCUC